GAAUCAGCUUAAUUAUAUCACAGAAGAGCUUAAAAAUCCUUACAGAAAUCUACCACUCGCUAUAAUAAUUGGAAUCCCUCUGGUCACGGUGUGUUAUAUUCUGAUCAAUGUUUCUUAUUUCACCGCCAUGACAGCCACAGAACUUUUGCAGUCUCAAGCGGUUGCAGUGACAUUCGGGGAUCGAGUCCUUUAUCCCGCUUCUUGGAUUGUUCCACUUUUCGUGGCGCUUUCAGCCCUGGGGGCAGCCAAUGGGACUUGCUUCACGUCUGGCAGGUACCACUGGUCAUUCCUUUUAUUGUGGUGUUAGUGGCUAUCAUUCUGGUUUUGGCACCUAUUAUCAGUGAGCCUGAGUUUGCAUAUUUAUACUGCGUCCUAUUUAUUUUAAGCGGACUUAUUUUCUACGUUCUUUUCAUCCACUAUAAGUUUGCCUGGGCUCAAAAAAUCUCAGAGCCCAUCACCAUGCAUCUUCAGAUGCUGCUGGAAGUCGUCCCACCAGAAGAAGUUACUGAAUGAAAAAAAAAAAAAGAUCCUAUUUUUCCUUCUGAAACAGGACAGAAACUGGAUCCUCAAACUAGCUCAGUUUUGCCAAGCAAAAUUUAGUGCUGGUGGUUUACGGAAUAUGCACGACAGUAAAAAUCUUACAAUAUGUAUGAAACAGCAAAGACCUUAACAAAGAUUUUUUUGUUUCAUAUUUACCCUGACUUACCGAGAGAGGAGUCAAUUUUUUGCAUCAGUUACAAUUUUAAGAUUUAUAGCCAAGCGUGGAAAAAAAUCAAGAAAAGAAACAGGGAGUUUCCACUACUAAAUUCGAAAUGAAAAGCAUUUUAACAACUAAGGAUGACCUUUUGGGCAAUCUCUUAAGACAAGGCAUCUGAGCGACCCAUUAACCAACGCAACUCCUGCAUCCGAUAGGGUAGAGAGCCAUAUCUAGAUGGCAAGGAGAUGCAAGAAGGAUGAAGAUGGAACUGUUUACCUCUAAAACCCAAAGGAAGUUAACAAGUCUAUCCUUGGCCUCAAGAGAGCUUGAGACAGUGCUAUGCUUUCUCUGUACUUAAAGCAUUUUGCAAAAUCAGUGGAUGGGAUAAUAGGGGCUUUAUUGGCCUGGCAUGAGAUCUAAUCCUCACGGCCUAGAUAGGAAUUGUCUACGUUUUUCCUCCUCUGACACCCAAGUCUGUGUUUUCAUUUCUGUGGAACUUUAACUAUGAGGUUGAUGAUAUAGACUGUUAACCUUCUGCACUGUUCAACGUUGGAUGUUUUAAGAAACAAGGAGGACAACUGCAUCGCGUCCCAAAAUCUAAUUACCAAAGUACAAUUGGAAGACAACAAAGGCGUUUGUAGCAUUUUAAAAAGACUGGUGAGAUUUAUUACUGCAAUUUUGAAAACCUGUUAGGAUGUCACUCCCCCAAACAUGCAGGAAGAGUAUAUCCUUUUCUUUUUAGGAAAUACCAAGUGUGGGAAAACCCAGGGCCAUAUGAUAGUUGGGAGACCACAGACGUUUUACCGUUACUGAAUAUUAGUUUUUGAAAAUUAUUCAGGGGCUUUUAUAAAAAUCUGAGGUGCUCUCUUUCAGAACUGGUCCUUUGCUGUUUCAAUAUUAGCCUCUGGGACUAUUUUGACUCUUAGCAGUUUCAAGUCACAAAUAAUACAAGGUUUUACAAAACAGAGGUUAUUCAUUUUAAAUUUUAAUCAACACUUUUUUUUUCUCAGAAAGACAACUAACGGUCAACAGGAUUAAUAUUAAUUCAGAGAAGGAUCAAGUCUCUGACUUAUCUGAAUGCAGAAUUAUAAACUCAGGUUGUUUGUAGAUUUGUGCUUCCUUUGUUAUUUUGAUAAACUUUGCACAGCUAUGAAACUAGAACAAUUGGAUUGUACAGUAAUAUGUUUUCAGAGAACUGGCUUGUAUAUUCUAACAUAAUUUCUCAACCUUGAUAACUUUGCUGGCUGAGGAAUUUUGGGAGUUGAAGUCCACACAUCUUAAAUUUGCCCAGGUUGAGAAACACACUUCUAAUGAAUGUGGGGUGUGCAAAGAAUUCCUGAGAACAAUAAAAUCCUUUGACCUUAGCCCACAAACAUAUACUACAGCCCUCUAUGUCAAUAACAUUUUGCAAAAGUUACCAUUCUGUAUAAGUUGCAUUUAUAAUUACAGGUUUUCUGUAUUCAGAUUUUUCCAUGUUAACAUUUCAAGAAAUGUGAUAUGAUUUUAUUUUCUUCCUCUUGAGGAAGAAAUAUGUGAUGCUUUGGUUGACACAGCUGAUAUAUUGCAAUACCACAAUAUAUACACCUGAAAGCAAAACCAGGAAUUUGAAUGUUUUCUGAAACUUAAACACAAAACUUAAUAUUGUGAAAAAGGAACCAAAAGUUAUUCUUUUAUAAUGUUACAUUACUGCUUUACCUCUCACAAAGAAUUACCUCAUCAUAUCAAUUAGACUGAAUUAACAUUAUCCAUUUUAAGCUCCCUAAGAACCAAGUUACAACAAAGGAUCAGCCUAUUCCGUUAGCAGCAUGAAGCAUUACAAAAACUCACCGAUUAUAUUAUAUUGUAUUUUUUUUUUAAAGCAAGAUAAAAAAAAUAUGCUUUCUUUGAGAAGUGUUUUGGUCUAAGUGCAACCGAAAAGCAAUUUUCAAUAUUGUAAUUGACCUGGUCUAAUUGUUAAAUUUGAUAUAACUAUCAACUUGUAUAUCAAAUUAAAUUUCACUCAAAUUUGUUAA
Molecule: messenger RNA, 2709 nt
Organism: Thamnophis sirtalis
Lineage: Eukaryota; Metazoa; Chordata; Lepidosauria; Squamata; Natricidae
Source: RefSeq, a predicted model, not a curated record